Annulohypoxylon maeteangense is the source of this 4690-nucleotide messenger RNA. RefSeq lists its product as uncharacterized. Lineage: Eukaryota; Fungi; Ascomycota; Sordariomycetes; Xylariales; Hypoxylaceae. The record is from RefSeq and is a predicted model, not a curated record. Bases 390 to 4001 code for a protein of 1203 amino acids. The transcript is spliced from 2 exons.
CCAAACUAAUUAACAUUAACAAUCUCGCUAUCUCAAAUCGAAUGGUGGACCUGGGGACACUUGGGCACACAGCUGUAAACAACACAUACGUUCAUUCUCAUACAACAUACAUCAUACACACGUCCGCGGCAACUGUUCCUGACAAUCUUUGAACUAAACUUCUACUACUUCUUCACGACCAACACGCGGCACCAGCAGACGAGCAUUGGCUUUUUGAUAUCUGACGUUGGUUCUGCUAAUCACUUUUACUAUUCUGUCAAAUCUUAAUCUAAUUUUUGAUACCAUUGACAGCUACCAGCCUAGCUCUAUCUGGACGCAAACGUUGGAAACAUUGCAGGUUGAUAAUUCGAAGCUAUAUCCUAUAAUACCCCGCCAAAUUAUAGACGACAAUGGAGAACGAUGCACCCACCGAAGGCGCCCGACGAAGGGAUCGUUUCAUGGGGAAGCUAUUUGGUGGUAGCGGAACUAGAGAUAGGAAAAUGACCAACGAAGAGAGUGCAAACGAAAUCUCCGACUUUCUUGGUCACUCAGAUCGUUUAAUGGUUACUCAUCCCCUUCCUCCGCCCCCAGCUACUACCCCUAGGGGCCCACCAUCUCUCGCCCUCGAUACGACCAAGGCUAGCCGAUUCCCGCAAACACUCGAAGUCGAAAGCAAAUCCCAGAGCCUCUCCCAACGAGCACGGUCACAUAGCCCACGACCAAGGAAACAUAAGAACCUCGUCGUCCGUUUCACCGAUGCAUACCCUGAGAUCAUUGGCGAGGGUGGUGAUGAAUGCGAGAUCAUAGUGGCUGAGAUUGGCAGGAAAAAGAGAUCUAAAUCUGUACCCCUUACAGCACAAAUCCCGCCUACAAAAGAGGGUCAUCAAUAUGCUAGACAAGUAGGAGCCUUUCAAGAAACACAUAAGAAAGAGGAUGGUGGAUUCGCUCCAGGUCCGAUGCGCAGGACUCAGACAGGCUUCGGUGGAAGCUCAGACGAGCCCCCUCCUUAUUCGUCUCCAGAACCUCCAAUGCCACGUGCUGUUCCCGCGGGUGAAUCUUCUCGGGCCUCCAACUUCCUAGACACGUCUGCUAGCCGAAAAGACGACAAUCGUCGUUCUUUUAUCGAAAUCCACCAGCAGGAGCAGCGGCAAGCCGAGGGAAUGGCAAUGAGGAGUGCUAGCGCUAAUUCCCAGCGCGAGUGGGAUGACCCAGGGUCAUCUCCUGAGCCAAUCCGAGAAACAAGUAUGCGCCACAAACAACCGACGAUACCGACUAUGCAGGAACCGACGCCCCCUCCGGAAAGAUCCAUGUCUACCAGAUCGGCGGCUCAGUCACUACAGGAAUCCGUCUCCUCGGUAUUGCGAACUCAGUCUACUAGAGCCCCAUUGAAGCCUUCACCAAUACAACAAGGGCCAGCCAAAAGUCCUUCUCUUAGAUCACCAAACCCUCCUUCUUACCAAGAUGCACAGCAUAACCAAUCCUAUGGAUCUUCCAGCAGAUCGCCCUUACCUCCCAUAGCAGAUCAGGACGCACUACCAGAUUUCGAUAUGGUACCUGUCAUGCCACGGCGGCCGGUGUCACCUGAUGAGAUGCCUAUAAAUACAAACAACCCCGGCGAGAGCCCCUCGUCUCAAUAUUCGAAUUCUAUUCAUUCGACAUCCCCUGCCUCUCACAAGGCCACACCGGUUACCCAAAUUGCUGGUUCACGCGGAAUCUUUCCACCUUCGCCAGAAAAGACUCACCGGAGUCUCCAUGAUACUGUCGUAUCAGCUUCGGCCGGCGAUGAUGCACUAGAGAUUUUCGUCGCCCGAACGAAGCAUUUGUAUGAAUUAUUUCGACUCCAUGCGGAGCAAUUUAGACCCUUGGGAACUUCACGGCCUGAGGAUAUGUGCCGAGCUGCGCUGUGGUGGUUUUUGAAAGGGAGAACAUCGUUGGAGACGAUUAUUAGAAGUCGACCAGCGAAUCCAGACGAAACCCGGCUGCUUAUUGCUCGAUACCAGGCUUACACCGAUUUAGCUAAGGGGUACUGGCUAAUGGAACAAGCGCUUCCCGAGAUAGCGGAAGGCAAAUACAGCCCUGUAGAUGGCGAGCUUGGUGAAGUUAGGCAAGCCUUAGUUUCUAACUUGAGAAAGCUUUCUGGGUCUAUGAAGCGUAACGGUUUCCUACCUCCCGAAGAACCUUUCCUUCCCCAAACGAUGGAUAAGGGCAUCUUUUUAGAAUACCCAUCAGUGAGCCAAGAUAUCAUCGCCCUUCUCAAUGGAGUAUGGGGCUCCGCUCUCGUAGCUGCUAAGCAGCCAACCCGAUCUAUGGAAGCACUGGAAGCUUUGCCCCUUGGCGAUACUGCCAAGCAUUUUAACUACGGUCGAGUAGUAUCCGAUGUAUUCUUCAUGGAGCAGGGCGUGGAAUCGAGACAAACUCGGUUCCCCUGCAUGUUAUCUAUUGUGCGAGCACAAACCGACCCGAACCUGAAUUUCAUCAUUGCAAGCCAAAAUGGCUCCGUCUCGUUGCGAAUACAGCAAGACAAGAACGCGGGUCCGACGUGGCAGGAUGUCAGAUGGAGAUCAGAGGCUUGCCGACUUGAGAUUAAACUACCCCGAGGUUUCAUGCUUGCGAUUGAGUGCUCACAGCAAGAUUUCAAGAUGCUAUGGAGUAUGUAUGAUUUCAGCUCCAAAGUACAAUCUUACCUCUAUCCGCGAAGAGAUGAAACCACCAGGCAUACGACGUCGCUUCGUGCGUUCCAUUAUUUCGAUUCGAACCCACAAGGAAGGACGUUCCCUAAGGAACCAGUAGGGCAGUGUGAGAUAGCCUUGUUUGAGAAACUCCUGAAAGAAAGUAGCCCGACCGGGACCAGGACGUUCCACCGAGGUUUCCGGGUUUCGGUCGUUACCGGGCCAAGGACACGAACACUCAGCGGGGUGACGCACUCCUUCUCACCCCAGCUCCCCAUUCAAUUCGCUCUACUCCGUGGCGACCAACGUGCCCCCGUUCUCCAACUAGACUUCAACGACGGGAAUUAUAAGGGGAGGAUGGUCAUGACAUUCAACGAUGACAAGGAGCGUGAGAUUCUGCUGAAGAUGAUCACUGGGACAUAUAUACACAAAGAGGAGGAAAUCAUCGCUGAAGUUCCGUUAGAAGGCAUGAACAUGUCAGAGGUGGCCGGCGACACAAAGGGAGGCUUGCCAGCUAUUCAACGACUACCUUGGCAGCGCGCGCGUGUUAUCAACGACAGAUACAUGGACAUCCCUUGCACAGUAUUGGCAGAGAGGCUCAGAGUUGAAAUCGAGUCGUUGGACAAGGGCGGAGUCGGGGUGGUCAGUACCAUUACGGACCGAGUCAAUGUUGGACCUGGAGAGUUAAAAUUUAGGCUUGGCACGAAGGAUAUCUUGACAUUGCAUGUCCUGAGACAACCGCAGGUGGAUAUGACGGUUUCCAUAUUGGAAACGCAUGUACCUCGAGAAUCACAUCGCGAGUUUGCAGGUUUACAGAAUACUAUCCAACGCGGCCAAACAGUCCGCACCUACAGGUUCCCGAGUUUUAGGGACCUUCACGCGUUCCAAGCUGGACUUACGGGAUAUUCUAUAUUAUUCGAUGGUAUCGCCAUAAACCUAAACAUCUCUCGGCGCAUGAUGGUAGUGCCCAUCCACAAGAAGUGGGAGGCUGGUACCACUCGCGUACAAGUGGUCCAGCAAGACAAGACGGUCCAGUUAUUAGCAUUCUUCGAGGAUUGGCAUCACGGGCAAUGCAUGGGGUUUGUGCUCAAAGGCACAGACACAUUCGAGUGCUACAGCCGGAAUGGGAAGGCGGGCUUGAAGUUAGCUGACGCCAAAUUUCCACUACCGAGAGUGCCCCGCGAAGGCGGUGCGGACACGGAUGAUACGGCAUUCUUAUGUCUGGACAUGCCUGAUUUUGCCGGCGAACACGAUGACAUAUCGAUACUGUUCGAUGAUAACCUUGAGAGAGAUAGGCUUUGUUCGGUUCUCCCCGCGCCAGUGAAAGGGUCGCGAUUAAGUAGGGGGAAAUGAGGAUGGAGCCACGAUGAAAUGAGGACAUGAUUCAUGCAGACGAACUGCAUAUCGUUUUUUGACCCAAUGGGCAUUGCGACGUAUAGUAAUGCUACAUGUAUGACACGAUACCCCAGUGGUUAUUUGAGCAAGAGGAGGGCGUCACAAGUCGACGAGUCGUAGCAAGGAGCUUCUCAGGAGGUGCAAAAAAUAGUCAACUUGCCGACGAGCAGUUUUGCGUCUGGACCCUUGUUACGUUGCUGUUUCAGCAAUUGGAACUUACGUACCUAUGAAGCUACUAGGUAGAAUCACUGUUGGAAGCUCGAUGUAGCAGCUGAAAUUUAACAACAAAGUCAACCAAUUAUCUUAAUAUGUCACCGGUCUUGCCUAAAGUAGACUACGCGCGCCUCCACAUCGACAUGUGUAUCUGACGUACGUCAUCGGCCCCGGCACGCUUGGCCUCACUAGUCCCCUUUUAAAGGAAAUUAUUUUGCGGCGCCCACUACGUAACUCCACCGGUCAUUCGGGUUCGGAUUCGAGGAUGCAUGCAUACGGUGUUUUAAUCCCUUACUCAAACAAUGACUAGGCAUUAAUAGGUCUGAAUUGUGUAUUAGGUAGGUAUUCAAAUGGAAGUACUAAGUUAUUAUUCAUUUACUCUUAGUGUUCAAUAUUUUAUAAGAGAUACCUAGGCUUGUACUAGGUACGCAGUC